Molecule: messenger RNA, 405 nt
Organism: Nicotiana attenuata
Lineage: Eukaryota; Viridiplantae; Streptophyta; Magnoliopsida; Solanales; Solanaceae
Exons: 1
Coding region: 1-405 (134 amino acids)
Source: RefSeq, a predicted model, not a curated record
AUGGAAGUGAGGUUGAAUUCACAAAUAAUUCCCAAGAGAAGAAAUUUCAAGUGCCUUGGUUCAGUAAUACAAGGCAAUAGGGAGAUCGACAAGGAUGUAACACAUCGAAUUGGUGCGCGGUGGAUGAAAUGGAGGCUAGCAUUUGGUGAAUUGUAUGAUAAGAACAUUCCACCGAGACUUAAACGUAAGUUCUACGAAGUGGGAGUUAAACCGACUAUGUUGUAUGGGGCAGAAUGUUGGCAUUUCAAGAACUCGCAUGUCCAGAAAAUGAAAGUGGCAGAGACGACGAUGCUAAGAUGGAUGUGUGGGCAUACUAGAAGGGAUAUGGUUAAUAAUGAAGCUAUUCGCAGCAAGAUAGGUGUCGCUUCCGUGGUGGACAAGAUGCGGGAAGCAAGGCUGAGAUGA